GCGCCUCCGGAAAAAAAAAAAAGCUCGCGAUGACUCGCUGAAGAUCCCAUGGCUGAUGCCUCCCGCCGAAGCGGGAGACAUACAGCUGCAGCAGGCACACUUCCGGUCGCCGGUGGACUUGUUGCUCAGCUUGGUCAUCAGGCCUCCCCGCUGCCGGUAUCAGCCCGGCAAGCUGGGGCCCAUCACCUUUCGGAUCGGCGACAAGGGCCACGGGCGCCGGGAGGACCUGGUGGUGCAGAACGCUCGCGGCCAAGCGCUGCAGUGCUCGCUCUUCGAGGCGAUCCCUGAGCCCGGGGUCCCCACGGAGGAGACCUGGCCGCGGGAGCGGCCUUGUGUCAUCUUCCUCCACGGGAACUCCUCGUGCCGGCUGGAGGCUCUGCCCUUGCUGCCGCUGCUGCUGCCGCUGCGGGUCAGUUUGUUCUGCUUCGACUUCAGCGGAUCCGGGCUGUCUGAGGGGGACUACAUCUCCCUGGGCUGGUUCGAGCGGGAGGACCUGGCGGCCUGCGUGGAGCUGCUGCGCCGCUCCGGGCGCGUGAGCCGCGUGGCGCUCUGGGGCCGCUCCAUGGGCGCCUUCACCGCGAUCAUGCAUGCCGACAGGGACCCUUCCAUCGCUGGAUUGGUCCUGGACAGUCCGUUUGCUUCGCUGAAAGACCUGGCCACCGAGCUGGCGGCUCGCAAGGCGCUGAUGCCUUCGUGGGCCACACGCGCCGUGCUUUCCGCCGCGCGCUCGUCCAUUAAAGCAAGGGCCGGCUUCGACGUUGAGGAUUUGGAGGCGUUGAAGCACGUGGGGCAGUCCUUCAUGCCGGCCUUGUUCAUCGCAGCCCGUGAAGAUGACUUCAUCAGCCCCAAACAUGCCGAGAGGCUUUUUCAGGCUUACCAGGGAGAGAAGGAGUACUACCUCACCGAGGGUGACCAUCACUCAUCUCGCUCUGUCAUUUGCAGGCAGAAAGCCACGCUCUUCCUCUGCAGGGCCUUCCACUGCCCAAAGCUCGACGCACUGCUUCAUCUGCACCUGGGCGGGGCGGUGGAUAUCUUCAGCGGAGUGCUGCCUGAGUGGCGGAAGCUCCAUGCAGGCGCGCACGACCUGGACUUCCAGGGCUCCGAGAUCUGCCGCCAGUUGCGCGUGGUGCCGGCCCUGAGCGAGAUGCAGCUGAGCUGCGGCCGGCACUGCCACCGCCCCAUGCAGCUCAGUGCGGGCCUGGAGCUCGCGGAGAAGUCCGAGGUGGGGUUCUUCAUCAAGAUGGUGCCGGUGGCGGGGCCGGGCGGAACGGAGAGAGAUGAGAUGGGAGAGCCCUGCUACUUGGUGCUGUCCUGCACAUCUGAGAUGUGCAUGGUGUCGCGGGUGCACUGCGACUCGCUGCGCACCUCCGUGGUGGGCCCGGGGCUCCGGGAGGCCUUUCGGCACAGCGUGUCCCUGAGCUUUAGCAGCGGCGGGCGGCUGCGCUUUCUGGCGGAGGGAGCUGCGGAGAUCACUGCAGAGCUCCCGGGCUUUCGUGGGGAGCUCACAGUGUGGCAGAUGCGGCUCCGUGGCAGCUGUCGCUGGCAGGACGUCUGCGUGGAGGACAGCGAGGCCACCUUGAGGGAGCACCUCGGGGACGCGGUGCUCAGGCUGCGGCAUUUGGGCCACCAGGACGGAGUGCUGCUGCUGAACCGGGACGACUUCAAGCCGAACCGGGAGCGGCCCACGGGCGACCACGGCCUUCUUGACCCGGCCGCCCGCCCGGCCAAGAGCACAGGAUCUCUUUGCAGCGACCCUGACUUGCAGCGCGUGACUCUCUUGGAGUGCGCCCACAAGCCGGAGGUGCUCAUCGGCUGGCGGGUGAAGAUCGAGUCGGUGGGCGAGGGCAAGGUGCUGGCGGUGCGGAAGCGCCGGCUCCGCGCCAGCCUCUUCUCCGUAGGUCUGCCUGACAACUCUGUGCGGGAGAUUGCCCUGAAGAGAGCGUACGUGAUGCUGCCCUGGAACCACGGCUACAAGUUUGAUUUGCUGAGGAAGGAAAACUGAUUUGCAAAUGUACGCAGUGCCCAAAACAGUCAAGGGAAUCCA
This is a messenger RNA of Effrenium voratum, 2044 nucleotides long. Lineage: Eukaryota; Dinophyceae; Suessiales; Symbiodiniaceae. The record is from the annotation of a GenBank genome assembly.